AUGGCGUCCACUUUGGUGGAAAGUCAACUAAAUCAACUUUUUAGGGACAUAUCCUCGCAGUUUUCUCCAGCUGAAUCAGAGGAUGUCGUGAAGUCUUCAAAACGAAUUUAUGGAAAGCAAUUUGAAUCGCUGGGAAAUGAAGAUGUGUUGUCAUGUUUGGAUCGUUUGUGUAAGUUCGGUUAUAUAUCGAGUAAAAAACUGACUCUAAUCAAGGAGUCCAUUGCUACAAGAUCAAACAAUGAGCAGGACAUUAACAAAAGAGUUGAAGACUUUGAGAUCUCCCGUCCAUCGCAGCCUGAGCCGGAAAAGGAAUUACACGGAAGAAUUGAGGAGUUCAAGGAGAUUACGGAAAAACUUAAAAUGAAGCCUUUUGUUGUUAAUUUGUAUGGAUCCGCGGGAGUGGGAAAGACAACUCUUGCUAGGAACAUUUGUGAUAAAUGGGCUGGUGAGAAAUAUGUCUUUGAUUUAAGAGAAGCUAAAGAUAUGACGGCAGUUUAUCUGAACAUCAUGGGUAAACUUGACCUAAAUAUCCAAAACGUUCGUUUUGAUAUGGGUACUGUUGUUGGAAGAAUUCAUGACCUGUUGAAUGUGACAAGCAAAGGUCCUCCUGUUCUGUUACUUCUUGACAAUGUGGAUCAGUUCACUGAAGGAAAGGGAAAGGAGGGCAAGAACUUAAGAACACAAUUUUUGUACUUCCUGGGAAAGCUGUCAGAGUUUGAUGGCGAGAAAGGUUCCCUGAGCAUGCUUCUGACCUCAAGGACUCAGCUGAAUAAUUCAGAGAAGGUGUCUGAUUUUAAGUUGCAACCUCUUACAAAUAAUUUUUCAGAGAAAAUCUUGCUACCUACAGAAACAUUUCAUGUUGAGGCACAGCAGAAGAAGAAGCUUCUUGACAUCUGCAAAGGAGUUCCAUUGCUAUUGAAAGGAACAGCUGCAAUUUUGAAACAAAGGAGAAAGUCUCCCAGUGAUCUGAUUGAUGAGAUAGAAAUGAACUCUAAAGAGGAAGCUGGAGUUCCUGUGAAAUCAAAAUAUGAAGAGGAUACAGAAGAAAGACCCUUUAAUUCAGAAGAAGAAGGCAUUGAUGAUGAGCAAAUAUCAGUGAUCAGAGAAAUGUUCUAUACUUUACCAUCUGACACUUUGAGGCUUUCUGCUGUAUCAGUAUCAUUGUUUCAUGGGCCCUUUACUGCUUCCACUGCUGCCAAAAUUCUUGGUGUUAGCAUGUCCGAAGCAGUGGCACAGCUUGAAGGAUUAGUAACCAAUGAAAUUAUUCAUGUAGUUGACGAAGAUGCCAAGCAGUUGAUGUAUGACAUUCAUCCACUUUUAAGAAAGUAUGCUGAAAGCAUUAAAAAUGAUGCCAUGUUCUAUGAAUCUUACACUGAAGCGAAGGGCCGAUUUUAUGAGCACUUUAUGUCAAAGAUGAAACGAAUUGCUGGAUUUAUAGAGUCUAGCUACAUCAGGGCAUUUGAUGAGUUUAAAAGAGAUCGUCCAAACUUUGAGUUUGCCAUUGACAUUGCCUUGUUACCAGAGUACUUUAGUGUUCCAGGUGGAUACCGUGAAAGUGCAUUGAUUGUGUCCCUUUUUAAUGCCAUGUUGUCUGGAAAGAAGCAGACUAAGCUAUUCCAUUCCUGGGCAGAGAUGUGCAAAGAUGAUGGAAACUUAGGUAUGUUUUUCUUUUCAUUAUUUUAUUGCAAGGAAAUGACAAAAAUCCCUGCAUAACUUUUUAACUAGGUGUCUCAAAUUGUUUUCUAGUAUUUUAUUUUCAUCCCAAAUACCGAUACUGCACUAAAAAAUUUCAGAAUUCUGUCAUCAAAGCAAAUGCUCUCUUGUCAGUGAAUUACUCACAGUAGUUUCACAGGUUUUCUUGCCAAUAUUAUGACCCAUUUAUUUAAACAAAAUAGCCCUUUCCAUUCCAUGUAACUGGCAUUUGGACCUUACCAAGACUAACCAACACCAGUACCACUGGCCUUACCACUGCUUCUACCAAUACCACUUCCACCACCUUUACCAGCAGCAUUACCACUACCACUACCCAGUGUUCUCCCUAAAUUUUACCUCAGAAGGUAAGGGACCAGUUUUGGCCAGUAAGGCAAAAAAUAUGCACCAGAGGCACAAUUUCUUGGGGAGGGGGGGGGGGGAGGGGGUAGUGGAGUGAGGGACAUGGCCUCACCCUUACUGGGAAAUUUUGGAGCUAAGUUUCCUCAAACAUCGUUCCCUUAUAUUAAGACCUAUUUUAUGGAAAUCUGCCAUAGUUAUCUUAAGAGAACAAAAAAAGAUUGAUUCCAAUAAUUUUACUGUGUCUUCAAUGUCCUCUUUGCAAAAUGCGUGGCCCAUAAAACGAAAAGCUGUGUAUACUUUAGUACUUUUCCAUAUACAACUAUUUCAAGAAAGGUUGUCAGACAAAAUGCGCACGCGGCAAUCCCGAAAGGUAUUAUGGGGUAUGAUCAACAGACUGUUCCUGACACUAUAGCUGUCAAACCUACUCUUGUUUCUUUUCUAUAGCACUCGUAAACAUACGUCCAUGGCUUUUUGUGCCAUUCUUCUAGAUUUCUUUAAAGAACAGUGAACUGAAAUCCACCCACAAUACCUUUCGGGAUUGUUGCGUGCACUUUUUCCAACAACCUUUUUCAAAAUAGCUGUAUAUUUAUUCAUUCUCCUUGUGAGAAUUGGAUCAGAUCUCAACUUCCCUUCUUGUAAUCUACUUUUUUAAAUUUUAGUGAACCUUCAAGUUGUUGUAGGCAGUAAGAAGUGUUGCUUCAGGUGGUAAAUUUUACCAGUUACCACCUGUUAAAGAGAACACUCACUACCACUACCACUACCAAAACCACUACCACUACCACCACCACUACCAGUACCAUCACUACCUGCACCUUCACUACCACUGCCACUACCACUACCACUACCACCACCAAUACCACUUGGUUUGUAAUUAAUUUUAGAAAUGAGCAUUAUUUUUUGUGAUACUAUAAAUGUUAUGGUGGUACAAAUAAAGCAUUCUACUACAACUACUAGCAGUUCCACUUCCACCACCACUACUAGUACCACUACAACCACCACCACUACGACCAAUACCACAACCACCUCUACUACCACCACAACCACCAAUACCACCACCACCACCACUACCACUACUACUUCCUCUACUACUAUUACUACCACUGUUGCUACCACAACCACCAUUACCAGUACCAUUACCAAUACUACUACCAGUGCCAUAACCACAGCCACUAUUACUGGCACUUCCAAUAUUGCACCAGAGUGCCCCAGUCAUCACCACUACUGCUUUCGCCACCACUAUGAUGGCCACAAGCACUACAUCUGACACUUCCACCACCACUUGCACUGCUACUGCUACUGUUCCUGCUGCUACCACAACAGUACAAGACAGCAUCAUGUUACUAACUCUGCCAGUUUCUCUAGCACUCUGACAGAUGAGGUAUAUUUACAAAGAGAAUCAAAUAGACUUAGCGUGUCAAGGUUUACAAUUGUUGCAAAUGUAAAGUGUCCCUUUUUUGCAGGUUCAUUAUUUCACGCUCAGUUACGAUGUUGGGAAGCCAGGCUGGUCUCAGAAUCUCAGGGUGCUCAGAAAGCUUUUGAAGUGUUGGAAAAGGCAUCCACGUCAUUAAAACAAGUUGAUGACAAAUCUACCGAAUCUUUCAAGCUGACCCGAGGGCUAUACUUGUAUUUUCAGGGAGAAAUCUACUACCAAAAUAGAGACUACCACCAAGCGAUUGAAUGUUUAGAGUCCUCUUUAGAUCUCAUGGAGGGUCCGUUAAAACUUGACACCAAUCUUGCCAGGUGUUAUAACGCUCUAGGCAAUUGUUAUUACGGACUUGGCAGACCGGAGAAAGCUCUUGAGUUCUACAACAAGGCACUUAAAAUGCGAGAAGAAUUAUCCGGCUCUGAUUAUCACUACGACAUGCCCGUUUACAAGAAUCAGAUUGGCACAGUUCAUGAGGACAAAGGAGAGUAUGAAGAGGCAGUGAAAUGCUACAAAGAUGCUCUUGAACUUUUAGAGGAGCUCAAAUGUUUGGGAUAUGAAGAUGAAGCACUGUUUUGUAGAAAUCUCGCCAAUGUUUACGUUCGCCAAGAAAAGUACAAAGAAGCCGAAGAGGAGGCAGAGAAGGCGUUUAAAAUCAGACAUAAAAUUCUUGGAGAUCACCCGGAUACUGUGCGAAGCAUUUUUCAACUGGGAGUCAUUCAAGCAAACUUAGCGACUUAUGACAAAGCCUUGGACUUUUUCUUAAAAGCUUGGAAAAUGGAGAAAUUAUUGGGUGCUGGGAACCAAAGUGCGGUUUGGAGAAAAAUUAUCAAAGGCGUCUUUGAUAUGCAUAAAUUCCUAAAGAAGAGAGGUGCCGAAAAAGAAAAAGAAGAGUUUAGGCAAGACGCUUUGGCAUUUUGUGAGCGUUUCUGGAAAGAAGAGAAAGCUUCUCCACAGUUUAACUUUACUCCUUACAAUAAGGAGAUUAUUGAUGCCAUACUAUAUCUACUGGAGAAAAGAACCAGUUUGUUUGGAUUGACAGAUAAGAAAGAAAAAGCUCUCAUAGACAAGUAUGAAAGAGAAGCUCUCUGGUUCUAUGAUGGAAUGCAAGGAAUUACCGAGGAAAGCUUUAACAAUGAAUUUGACGGGACCACAGACAAUAAUCUGCUUAAUGAACUGCUGAGAGAGAGAACUGCUUUCUUCGACAAGUUAAUUGAAUUCUGUAGUCGACACGAUAAGCAUGAAAAACUUCUUAAGCACAAACAGGGGAAGAUGGCGCUGUUUAAGAAAGUCCUUGUCAGGUCCGAUUUUGUCGGUGAGGAGAAACAGGAGAAAUCAACGCUAAAAGAAGCGGUGGAAGAGUUGUAUAAGGACAUUGGAGAGAAAAACAGUAUCAAGAAAUUUAAAGAAAACCUCUUGGCAACCUGGCAAAGGCAGUGGGAAGAAGGAAAACGUGCAGAGGAAUCAAAAGUGAAGUUGGUGGCUAGAGAAAAAAUGAUCAAGGGAAUACUACAAUUGUGCGACGAACUCAAAAUGAAAGAUCUUCGUAAGAGAUAUAAGAAAGAAGAAUUGAAUUUUCGUGAAAGAUUAUGGGAAAUACGAUACACUGAAAUGGAACCUUCCGUUAAGAAGAAGUUUCUUAAUAAGAUGAGAGAGCUGGCGUCUUCGAUUGGAGAAAAAGAAAGAGUGAAAGUCUACCUUGCUGCAUUAAAGGUAAAAUUUUGGGGUUAAAAACCUACCGUUUUCCAACUUGGCGGUAAAGAGUCCUCCUAUUUUGAGCAUUUACUGUAGUCUACACAGAGUGUAGGAUAUUCACUAGGUUCUUUUACAAAAAGGUUCUUAUAUUUUAAGAGGGAAAUGCCAGUGAGCUGUGAUAAGACUAAAAUUAUUGUUAUGUUUAAUAAGAUCUCACUCAGAGCAGGCGAUCACUCUCCACGAAUUUUUACUGCUUUUUACUGCUUUUCCUUUUUUAUGUCUUUUUUUUCCUUGAUGCGCAAGAUUUUUGCUUGAAUUUUUUUGUUGUUGUUGUUUUAAAUGGUGGUCUAAAUCUUAAAAGUUUAGCCUAUAGGGUCUAUUAAUUUUUACAUCACUUUGUAGGUUUUGAUGAACGGUUUUUACUGUAUAUUUUCGGUAGUGUAGAGAUAUUUUUAUUCUCACCUUCAUGAAAUUCUAGUAACGUUGGUUUGAGAUCGAACAUUACACACCACUUUUUUUAAAUGAAUUUUUGUUUUUGAAUAUCCAAUAAUCAAACAGGCAAAAUUUGAAAGUCAGUUACCGAGUGUUUAUGACUAUGCCUUGCUUAUUAUUUUAUAUAUUAAUUUUUUACUUUUCCUGCUAUAUUGUAAGUAAACAAUAAAGGGUUAUAAACUCGCAAAAAUGACGAACUUAAAUAUGGCAUUAAACUCGAACCUUUUUUCCUACAAAAAAGUCCGGUGUGUCUUUUAUCAUGUACCAUACUUUACCUCUAAUCCGUUUUAUCUUAACAAAUUUCUCUUAUAGGAUCUGAGGGAGAAAAAACAGCCAAGCACCUCGCUAACACCGAGAGGUAACAUUUCAUGAUGAUUUCUUAUUGAAUAAUAAUCAGUCAAUCUUAUUGACUAAUAAUUAAUCAGUCUUAAUUGUUCUCCAUAGCGCACUUCGGAAAAGGGUGAUAGCCUGGGACCCAAACUAAGCGCGCGCUCAUUUAUGGGAUUGUUUGGGGGACAAGUCGAGCAGCCACCUUUACGAGACAUGCAAGUUGUUUUUGCUAAAAUUGCUCCAGACACAUCGUCCUCCUUCUGCUUCACGUUUUCAUGUUUUUUUCUGUCAAUUCCACUUCCCGUUUUGCCAUUUUGAGCUGUUUUAACCCUGCUGAAACAUUCCACUUCUCUGUCCGCCUGUUUGUUUACAUUCGCUCCCCCCCUCCCCCAAAUAAUCUUAUAAAUGCGCGCGCGCCUAAUUUGGAUCCCAGGCUAUCACUCUUUUUCGAAGUGAGGUAUUGUCAAAGUGGUUUCUCAGUGCAAGCAUCUGUUUGCCUGGGGCCCGUUUCUCGAAAGUCCCGAGAAGCUGUGUCCGUUUAUGAAACAAAAUGGAGUAGACUGCUAGCCAGGACUCGCGCUCUCAUUCUUUAUAUUUCGAUUUGAAUAUUUGUUUUCGGGCCCGAAAAGUUACCGGGGCUUUUGAGAAACGAGCCCCUGGCUUCCAAACUGUACAUGCUCAAGAAAGAUCUUACUCGUUUCAUACAUUUAUUCCCGAGUACGCAAAAUUCGAGGAGGUGAAAGAAGUGCUCUGCCAGCUGGGUAGGAAAAGAGCGAUAGGAAAAUAAAAAGAAACUUAAGAAGGCUUUUGGUAAGGCCGAUACUGGGGUGAUGACGCAGGUGUGGACCUACCCCUCCCCUAAGUGACAAUUUUGCCCUAGGUGAGAAUUAAUCGUUAAUGUUGACUUAUGGGAGGGGUAGGUGCUCAGUUACACAGAAACCUCAACUGAUCUGUAGUUAGUUCUCUGAUCUAAGAUUUGAUUGCCAUACGUUUAUAACUGUUUUACUUGGAUGCUACUCCUUGGACAGGAAUCAGAGUGGCAGAAAUAUCUACCUCAUGAAUAUGAUAUAUAUAUCGUAUCCAGUUUUUAACUUUUGGGGUCAGUUAUUUAAACGGAGACUAACCAGUGUUUAACAUAACCGCGUCCUAAGCCAUUUUCAGUUUGCCGAACGCUUUUAUUCAAAGACAAUUUAUCGUGAACAGUUUCAUGAAAGCAAAUAGCGUAGACUGGAAAAGCAUUUGUCUUCUUAAAAUAACGCACUAAGAAAGACCUGAGAUCUGGAUGUCCAAAGAUUUUUUAAACCGCGAUCUAACACGGACUUCGUUUAAAUAACCCGACUCUUAGGGUAAAGGCUUUUUCCAUUGUACUACGAGGUUUGGCCUAGGUACGAUAGCUAACAACACAUUUGUAGAUAAUAAAUACCGCUAAGUAAAGAAACCUAAAACUCGUCGUUAUCUCGGUUUUUUAUUUUUAUUAUUAUUUUUUUAAUUUCAAGUCCUUCAAGUACAGAUGAGCUCUUUGCUCGAAAAAUUCUCGUCGGAUGCUGGCGAAGAGGAAGAAGAAGAAGUAGUAGUAGAAGCUGAAAAAGACGCUGAAGCGGUAACUGCGGAGGCUUCUGGGACAGAAUCAUCUGAGGAAGUGACCACAGUAGGUUCAGAAGAGGAUAUUGUAACCCUGCCAGAGCAAGAAGUUGAAGGAGGAUCCCAAGAAAUGAUUGUGAGUGGGCCUGAAGAAAAGAUUGAAUUAGAGUCUGAAGACGGAACUCCAGUUAAAAACGAUUAUAUCGUUGUAUUCAAGUAAGUACUUUAAUGUGAUAUUCAGUAAAAUCUUCCUAACGCGGAUAUCGUCAACUUCCGCUCAUAAGCUCUUGGCUUAUUCAACUUCGUAAGGGUUUUAAGAGGGCUCACGAGGGGGUGGGGGUGGCGGGGAGGAGUUGGCUGUAACCGUACUAAAAAAGCUACAUAGCAAUGUCGAUCAAAAUACUUUUUGAAUUUCCUCGCUUUUUUAAGCUUAAAAAAAAAUCGAACUCAUUUCUGUGCAAACUAGAGGGGGCUUACAUCUGACGGAAAUAAAAACCGGAUGUAUCUUCUGUUUACAGAUAGAUAGGCCCACAACUAGGUGGGCGGAACUUAGAAACGAAGAUUCAAGUGCCAAUGAUGUCGGCUUGAAAAGGGCUAUGUCAUGUCGUGUUUCCAAUUUUGAUAUUAAAACUUAGAUGAAAUUAAGUAAGCCUCUUCUUGUUAUUUUUUCCACCGCGGAAGAGUUUAACUUGAAAAAAGUUGGCCUAUUUCACCUGUGGUUGCUUGUCAAAACUUUAUUUUAUUUUUAUUUUUAAGGGAUAUGGUGUCCAAGCAAGGUACGUACUGGAAUCUUAAACAAGUGGCCGCACACGUUACAUUCCCUCCUGAUGCUGUAUCUGAGGAUAAAACAGUAACUGUCUUUAGAAGGAAUUCAUCGGUUUGUUCCCCUCCUUUGAAUGACAAUGAAGCUAUUGUCAGUGGCAUUAUUGAACUAUCGACCGACAACGCUCAAGGUUUCGAAUUUAGCAAAGCUGCGACACUGGUGAUUUCCCAUUGUGCAGCAGAUAUAAAAGGAUAUGAGGUUGUGGCGAAAAUGUUGAUUGACAGGGAUACUAACGUGUGGAGUGACAUUUCUCAGACCGUUGACAUGCGGUCGUUAGCAGGUAAGGAAAAGGCGCUGAUGAGACAGUCACGUGAUUAGUUCAUGACGAAGGAACCGUAUUCCCCGGUGUGGUGGGCUAUCUCAAAUUCACACUCUCUAGGGAUAAUCAUUACUCAUUCCGGAUAAUUUUACGUUUCUGGGAAACUGUCCACCUACCCCUCCCCUAAGCCAACAUCAACUCUUACUUCUCACUUACGGCAAAAUGUUGGCUUAGGGGAGGGGCAGGUGGGCAGUUUCUUAGACACGUAUAAUGAUCCCUCAUUCCUUGACUUGUAAACUGCGCCACAAGUAGUCUGGCAAAAGCCCGCUAACCAGUGUUGUAAAUUAUCCCUGAAAAGGCCUUUGUGGCGGGGAGGGGGGGGAUAAUAGUUACGAUAUUUACAGUUUACAACAAUAGCAGCUAUAUGUAGCAUUGUAGAGCAGAUAUUGAUAGUACAUAUGACGAGCUGCAGAAAGGGCAGUCUUUCGUGGGGCGUUUUCACCUGAUUUUUUUUUUGUUAAAAUAAUUAGGUAACUUAGAUCAAACCGUAUAAUAAAGUCAAACAAAGAAAAAAAUCAUGAUUUGGUUAUAGAACGUUGGAAAAUAGAAAGUUGUUGCGCAAUUGAGAUUAUUACUCUUUCAAAAUAAUUCUGCGUUUCUGAUUGGCUAAAAUCACACGCAUAAGUCAUCAUAACCAGCUACAGUUGACCUAAUUUGGAAGAAUUUUGCCAUAUUGAAAAGAUGACGUCAAAGGUACAGCAAAGUUGCUGAUUAUUGAAGCGUUAACCGAGAAAACCUGGGGACGAGGUUGAUUUGUUUUCGAAGUGAGUAAAGGUAAAGUGAGUAAUGACAGAACAUUUUACUUGUUUCACGGCGAACUAUUGUCUAUAAACAUGGCAAGAACAGCAAGAAGACAACUCGACGGACGACAUCUGCUAUUUGAAACAUAUUUGCAGACCUGAACAGCCCUUUAUCUCCUAAGCUUCUCGAUAAAGAUGCACUAUCGAUAUGACUGAGGUAAGCAUGUCUUAGCUUGAUUUUAAACUUGGAAUUAUUUUGAAUGAUCUUGGAGUGUGUUAUCCACCUUUCAUACUCAGUCUCAUUCAAUAAUUGCUAAAUGGCUGUUUUAUACAGGCUGUCUUUCAGUAGAACCGGUUUGACUGCAUCACUAAACUGGAAAACUGCAUUUUUUUUUUCAUUACAGACAUCCCUGCCUCAUCAAGUGGUAUUCCUGAUUAUUUUCUACCGGUUGCUGAGUUUAAAGUAACACAGUGCUCAACGUUUGCAGUUGUUUGCCGUCUGAAAUCGAACGAGUUCACUCUUACUUCUGAAGGAAAAGUCCUUUCUUUGCCUGAGCAUCCACUCUUUAAUGUUUCUAUUCCUGAACAUGCUGUACCGAAAGGCGAAGAGCAUCAUGUCGUCGUCAAGGUUAGUUAAUAAUUUCUCCAUAACGCUGGGUAAGGCAUAGUCUCUUACGCAACCAUUUUAGUGUCGUCACGCAACGCUCGUCACCCUCCCUGUGAAGGUGCGUUGCGUGACGUCCCAAAGAACGACUACGAAGGAGACAAAGCAUAUUUGCAAACCUGAAUGUCUUCCUUCAAAUAAUUCAAAGUAUUACUGUUGUCAACACCGUGUUGAUUUUCCAUACUAUCUAGCUCCCUUAAGAGUGAUCAAAAGGAGGAAUUCUUCAUAAUUGAUAAACGUGCGCUUCUUCCGUCACUGAAACUUAGCAACGUGUCUGCAUUGAAUUGUGUGAAGCUACUAUUCAAAAACCUUUCAACUUACUUGACCCUGGUUUGCAGUUAAGCCUGACACGUACCUUUGUACAGCUAAUAUGAAUGUAGAGCGGAUCAAGUGUAUAAAAACUGAUAAAUAAAUAAAUAAAUAAAUAAAUGAAAACAAGCUCUCGAAUUACUGUUCCAGAUCACCUCUACAUUUUAAGUAAAAUAGUGAUAAAUACAAAUUUUACAACCUUCUAAUAUUUCUCGUCUCUGUGAUUAGUUGCAGGAAAUUCCCCAAAAAGAAUUUAAGGGGAAGGAUGUAUGGGCUGGCCCUAUACUCAGAAUCACAAGCCCUGUCACAUUGCAGUUUCAGCAGCCUGUAACCAUACAGCUACCAUUGUCUCUCAGGGACGAAAGCUGUCCAGCUCCUGGCAUGUCAACGUAUCGCGUUCGGAUCUUGUUUCAAGAGUCAGCUUCUGGACACCAGGAAUGGACUGACAUCACCGAACGCCUUGUCACGCCUGCAAGUUGCGAUGGAAUGGUGUUUGAAUUCAGCGUCACGCACUUCUCUGUGUAUGUACCUUGUAUUACUGUUAUAUUAGGGAGGCGUGACCCAGGGCUGUCAGAAAGUUUUUAAGUAGCAGGCUGAUAAUGAAUAGUAGGCGGCUUUUGAACUCGCACCGAAGGCACAAGUUCUUGAGGGCCGAGGCAUCUAGGGAUAUUGUGAAAUUUAGAUCCUUGGAAAUGGUAUUUCCAGGGGUUUUCAAGAGGUAUUUUUCACCGCGGACGCCAUGUCGUUUGGUCAGAAUGUACGCAGACGGGCAACGAUGCCGUCGAAAUGUCCCAGGCGUUCCACGACAUCGCACGGUUCGAAUGUUUCACAGAUCUAAACCUGUUUAAAUAUGCGUUCAAUGUCAUUCAAAACUGGGAAACGUAUGCUUUACCAUUUUAUUCAAAGGUGCCUAUUUUUUGUCAGCAGUUAUGGUAGAAGGAGAUGAAAGUAGCCUGCCAAGGAUGGCUAACUAGCUGGCGGUUUUGGCCGGCUUCUGGCCCUUAUUAACAGCCCUGGUUGCCUGAUUGUUAGGGCGCUGCGCUUGCAAUCCAGAGGUCUCGGGUUCAUACUCGGGGACUACUCAAUAAAGUUUUAUGCGGGGAGGCUCCGCCCCGAGGUCCAACCCCUUACCCUUUUAUGUACCAUUUUUGACAGAAACGGUACCCCUUUCGUAUACCUUCAUUUGACACCCCUUUCACGUACCUUGUUUAGAACGUUGCAUCCUUCGAACCGCUGUAAAUGCACUGUUUUUUAAAGUAUGAAUUCAUCACUAAAGAACAAAGUUUUCUUGACUUUUUCACAGCAAUACAAUGCGUCUAUUAGCCCUUUUACGGUCCUUUUAGAGACCGAAAUAACAGAUUUCUGUUUCCUCAUGUAUACUUCAACUGGUGAAAGCACUACCCUUUUAUAUACCUAAAACCUAAAAAAGGCACCGCUCUCGGACGUAGCCUCCCCGUAUACGCUAUUCGCCACUUGCACUUCUCCCAUAAUGCACCGUAUUUGCCCCCCAAAAUUUUGUAUAAGCAUUGUUUCCAGUUUCUCUUUGGACGGCUGUAACACCCAGGAGAAAUGAAAAACAAAGGUUUUGCAUUUUUUUUUUUGGCGGGAAGGGGGGUGGGAGCUGAGGGUGCAAAUAAGGUGCACUUUAGGAGAUGUGCAAGUGGUGUAUUACAGGGAGUACCCCCCGGGGGUUGACAUACUCCUCCUUUUUUUCGUCGACACGUUUCCACGGUGUGGAUAAGGUCUUUAACAGAUAAAUAUCCUUCUUGCAUGUUCUGUUAAAAACGUAUGAUUUAGUAACCGUCUUAAGACUUAUAAAGGCUCUUCUGAGCAUUGUCUAAGAAUACAAAGAAGUUCCGCAAAUGACUUCACGAAAUUAAAAGUUCUCCCAGGUUGAAUUUUUUUUUAUGUGCUUCAGUCAAGUGACCUAGUGUGGUAUGACCUAAACAUUUGGACCAUAUAACCUUUAUUCUGAGCAGAAGAAGUAACUGUUUAUCUCACCCGAGUUUGAACUUCAUUAGUGCUUGUAAGAUGGCAGUGGAACGUUACUGCUUGAUGGUCACUGUCUAUCCUGCUAUCAUUAUCCCCCACCCAAAUCUCGUUUUCAUAGCUGUUUAAUCGAUCUUUCGUGGUAUGCGCGCACUAAAAUAUGUGAUUGUUUCAAUACAGGUUCUGGUGUUGGCUGGAAUGGUGUGCACAGCCUAUUGUCUGGCUACGAGAAGCAAUGUCUUGCGACACAAGAAGAGUGGGGAGAGCAGCAUUUUUUGCAGCCUAUGUCCCAAGGGAUACCCGUGUUAAUUUUAGUUCGAAACUCAGGUUGUUUUGCAGUCCAGCGGACAAGAGAGGAAAGCUCCACGAGGAUGAGGUGGAGCGGAAUAAUGUCUGGUUAGGGGAUGGAAGUUCGUUAGAGUUGAUGAAUCCCGAAGACAAAGCGUAUGUUUUUCUUUCAGGAGACGUCUUGAGAUCAGUAAAACAAGCCGGAAAAUUUGUCUGGUAAUAAUAUCGUAUUUAAUUGGUGAAUGAGGUCCCGUUGACUUAUUUAACGUUGUUCAGAGCUGGGAAUAGAGUUUCAGCAAAGGCUGAAGUGAGGCGUUUUCUUUUUUAAUAUAUCUCGACGCUGCCCAAUUCGUAAUGCUUAUUUUUCUGGCUCUUAUAGAGACCACUUGGCCAAAAAUGUUGGCAAACCACUGCCGAAUAUUGCAAAAUGUCCAUUUUCGGUUGACGUGCGUCGCUCAAAAACGUGUCUGCUUAAAACCCCCUCAGGUCAUCAGGUCGGUCAUCGGGUAAUUUCCGACUAAAUUUGGCCCAUCUCCGAUGAGGUCUUAAACUUGGCGGGACGCAUUGAAGAUGAAUGACCCAUCAUAUUGCAACCAGCAGUUUCGGAUGAAGUAGGACCAACAUGAAGGAUCCCUUUAAAAUAGCCCUUACUCACUUUUCCAAUAAAUCUCAGUACGUGUACCCAUUGGCAAUUGUUUUUUCUGUGGUAAAGACGUACGACGCCUUGCGAAGCACAGAAAUUUCACUUGAAGUGAAAAAAUGGUACGAAAGUUUUCGGAAUUGAUAGAAAUCCACUGAAAGAUUCCUCUUUUUCCAUUCUUGCCGAAAUGACCUGAAAAUAGCUCUUACUUGACUCCUGAGAUUUAGGCGCUCUUUUCAGGGACAACUGUCAUGGUACAGUGAAACCUUUAUUAAGCGGACCCCCAAUUAAGGGGACACCCUCUGCUAAGCGGACACUAAGCCGGGUCCCGAAAUUAACAUCUUAUAUUUCCCUUUACAACGAACCCCUAUUCAGCGGACACCUCUAUAAAGCGGACGCGGACACUAAAAUAAAUUUUAUUUGGCUAAUUUAAAAACCUCUAUUAAGCAAACGCCGGACUGAUUGACAGUCGGUAGUAUUGGAAAUACUUGGAAAUACCUACUGUAGUCUAUCAAUAGCGAUAAAUCAAUACAUUUAGCAGUAGCUGUCAAUAAACUUUAGAUUAGACCGAUAUCCCGCCGUAUAAUUGUCAUCCGCGAUCAAAGUUCACCUAAAAGUCUUGCACAAAAUACAGCACAGCUUCCUUAGCCUACUUAAAAACAUGGAACUUUAUCACUAAACAGAGUAACCGUUGAGUGUUAAUCGUUAACAAACAUUGCGCAAUUUUAACAACCUCUACUAAGCGGACACCCUCUAUUAAGCGGACACUUGGGAAGGUCCCGAAGGUGUCCGCUUAAUAGAGGUUUCACCGUAUUUCGGUUGAAACCUCAGGGUGGUACGAUUCGUUCCGAUUCGAGGGUAAAAUAAUAGUACGAGAUUCUUUCCUACGGUUAUUCCUUGCAAAGGGUAAACGUUUCUUAUCACACAUGAAAAUGGUUUUACGUUUGUCAAGAGACCCUGUCGUAAGUAACUUUGUACAGUAUCGCCUCUAUUGUCUAUCUCACUCCACGUUUACGUUGGAGAAUAUAACACCAUGAAUUGUAAACUGCAAGCAAAGUCGGUUCGUUUUCCGAAAGUAGACGUAGAACAUGAAUUAUAAUUAAAUUUCCAUCUGAACAGAACUAGCACAAAAGCUGUCUUUUGUUGUUGUUGUUGUUGUUGUUGUUUUUUUUGUUUUUUUUUUUUUCAUGUAUACUGCAUCAGACGAUUUCUUGUGUAGGUGUUUAUUUAUAUAUUUAUUUUUUAUAUUUUUAUUUUUCCAGCUUUCGUGAUGACCCUUUUUGUUUAAAUGUCAAGGUUGAUGUUAGAUGUCCCGGGGACUUGACCGUUGAGUUCUUCAGCAACAGCGAGCGAGAUGAAGAUAAAUUGUUGUGUGAAAUGGACGUAACGCUUCCUCCUCAAUCAAGUGAUCCUGACGUAAGUGCCGUAAUUUAAUUGGUACUGUGAUAAUUCAAUCGAUGCCAUGUCGUUUACUAUAUCUCACUUCAAUUGUCCAAAACUUCUAGACUACGAGUAGUCCCCCAUUUUCCCUGAGGAAAAAAGGGGUACUCCUCGUAGUCUACAAAACCUCUGACCUUAGGCCCGGUUAUUCUGGUAUCCGGGGUCUUUUUUAAUCAGGUAUGCAGUAUUUUGGGUAUCAAAUAUAAUAAUAUGUUGACACAGUGAUCAAAAUAUGCUCGCCAGAGAUUCGCAAGGGGCUGGCAAAGGAGUGAAUGUAAUAUGCUUAAACAAUACCAAAACUCAUGCUGAAAAGCUCCACAAAUUUAAAACGAUAUUUUUCUUUCUUUUACAUGGCAACACUUCAACAAUUCCUGCACUGUCAGACUGAAAAAUAUUUGCUACAUCUGACUUUGUUCGAUGGUACCGAACACAAGGUGUUAUUAUCGCUCUCAGGUUUAUACCAUUCUGUUAUCUUUCGCAGAAAACACCAGUCGAAUUCUUCGGUUUACCCUUUGAUGACCAGACCCUACAUGAAGCGAGAUUCACUGAUGGCAUUCUAGCUGGAUGCCGUGGGGUGUUGGAAGAAAUAGGAAAAAGGAGUAUUUAUGACGACCACUUGUCUAUUACCCCGACUAGAGAGGCUAUGAAAAGCUUUUUCAGGGAGUUGGCAAAACUAUCUCCCGAGCAUCAACAAAUGUGUUUUGAUCAAAUUGUUAUUACGUUAAGAGGGAUGGGAGAAGGAGUAAGACAUGUAAAGGAUCACCUUGUUGCCGGUAAGCUUUUUAAAAAUAUAGAAAGAAAUAAAAUAGGCUUGUGAAUCUUUAACUCGGCACUGUCCAUUAUUUAACAGUUAAUGAAUGAGGCUGAGUAUCUUAUGAAGAAUUAUGGAGAUGGAGGUGUUAUCCGUCGAGGCCGUAGGCCGAGGCUGAUAACCCCCUCCGAGAUCUCCAUAAUUCUUCAUAUGAUACGCAAGCCGAAUUCAGUAAUUGUUUUAUUAUUCAUUCAAAAUAAUUCCUAGUUUAAAAGCAAAGCUAAAACAUGCUUACCUCCAUCGAUGUUAAGUUCACCUUCGAUAGUACACGUUUAAAGUUUUUCAGCUCCGCAAAUGUUCUCCAAAUAGCAGAUGUCGCCCUUCGAGUUGUGUUCUUGCCAUGUUUUUAUCUAUAAUUUCGCCUAGUUCUUACUCUUGAAACGAGUGAAAUGUCCGCCAUUUUUUGUUUUUCACAACCAAAACAACUCAACCUCGUCCCCAGGUCUUCUCGGUUAACGGUGCAUUAACCUGCAAGAACGCUGCAUUUUUGUCAUUUCCUCCUUAAACAUAAAAUUCUUCCGAAUUUGGUCAUCAGUAACUGGUUAUGGUGAAUUAUGCGUGUGCUUUUAGCCAAUCAGAAUCGGGGAAAUAUUUUGAAUGAAUAAUAAUAAUAAUAUUUACAGGGUUUGUGUAGGUCUUGGAAAACCUGGAAAGUCAUGGAAUUUGAGAAUUUCAUUUUCCAGGCCUGGAAUUUAAUUGCCGGUCCUUGAAAGUCAUGGAAAAAUAGUUUUUCUUUCUAUCCAAAUGAUUUGGUUAAUACUAAAAUUCUUGACUCAGUCGACAGUUCGCGUCUGGGUGAUGGUUGUUAUUCAUUCAUCUCCAUUUCUGAUUGGGAAAGCUAGUAGUACUGACAACAAUUAAAAUGUCAGUGGUAAAAUAAGGUCACGCAAAAACAGUGGCGUGACGGUAAAUGCAGUGCUUGUGGAAUGCCUGUGAAUGUGCAUGCUGUGCGACGUCGUUCAUAUUUUUAUGUUUAAUUUUGUUCUUGCAGCUCAUGAAAAGGUUAACCAACUUCCAAGUGAUAAUGUCUGUUCAGUUGUUGCUGAGAAAGUCAAAAUGGAAUGGAAGACCUUCGCAGGUGAUCUUAGACCGCCACUAUCACAACCUGUGAUCGAAGCCAUAGAGGUGGAAGAAAAUGGUAACCGAAAACAGUGUUGUCGGAAGGCUUUGAGAAGGUGGUACGAAAACAACGGAUCUGAAGCCACAAACAGGCAGAUCAUGAGGUGCCUUACAAAUAUGGGUUUUGCAAAUGUAAACUGGCAUAUAAUGAGAGAGCUUGGCUUGGUGUCGGGAGAAAAUAUGCCUGAAUCAGAGAGGCCGUGACAUUGGUUUUAACUGAAGCUGUUACUGGAGCCCAGAUUUUCAAUAACUUGCCACCGCAUCUGGAGAAAGUUGACUCUAUAGUAAUUUUUAAAACGCAGC
Messenger RNA from Porites lobata, 17018 nucleotides. The record is from the annotation of a GenBank genome assembly. NCBI's taxonomy places the organism in Eukaryota, Metazoa, Cnidaria, Anthozoa, Scleractinia, Poritidae.